Pseudonaja textilis is the source of this 786-nucleotide messenger RNA. NCBI's taxonomy places the organism in Eukaryota, Metazoa, Chordata, Lepidosauria, Squamata, Elapidae. The record is from RefSeq and is a predicted model, not a curated record.
AUGGCAUCAUCACACCGCUCGGCUGCCAGCUCCAUGAGGCUACAAGGAAGCAGAAAUCGUAUAAAUAUAGAAAUCGGGAACAUAAAUAAGGAGCAAGAGCUGCAGCACCCUUCUCCCCAUGGAAAUGCACGAGGACAAGAGGAAGAAUCAGAACCAAGAUCUUACUCUAAAAAAAAAAUUGUAAUAAUUGGAAUUGCCAUUGCCACCUUCCUGGUCAUCCUCCUGAGUAUCGUCAUUGCCCUUGUCCGGUCAAACACCACGGAAAAUCAGAAGACCGAGGCAGUUCAAACCGGAACGUCAGUGCCAUUAAACUACCAACAGAAUGUCUUUUAUUGCCCACCUGACUGGUAUGGACAUAAUAAAAGCUGCUACAAAUUGUCAGAGGAGGAGAAGAACUGGAAUGAGAGCAAGAACUCUUGUUUUUUGCAUAAUGCUACCUUGGCCAAAAUUACAGAGGAGGAAAUUGUGACUAAUGGUAUUAUAAGGAUGUUCACAAAAGUCCAUGUCUUUUGGAUCGGCCUCACGAGAGAACCGAAUCAACACUGGAAGUGGCUAGAUGGAGAAAAUGCAACGAUGGAAGUCAAGGGAAAUGGAGGAGAUUGUGCAUUUUUGGACGACGAAGUCACAGCCAUGUCAGUGAGAUGCAGCACUGAACACUACUACGUGUGCAAAAAACCAAUGCUCUCAAAGAUCCUGAAAGAGAACUGGAACAGUUGACUUUAAACAGUUCAUUUAGUGACUAUUCAAAGUUACAACAGCAUGUCUCUUUAACUUUCUCCCAACGUG